AUGGCGGGGCCCAACGUCGACUACUCGCUCUAUCUCGUCACAGACUCAACACCGGCUAUUCUCGGCAACAAGAGCCUCUGCCAUGUCGUCGAGGAAGCCCUCAAGGGCGGCGUGACAGUUGUGCAGUACCGUGACAAGACCAGCGACACGGGAGAACUGAUCUCGACCGCAACGCAAUUGCAUGAGAUCACGCGGCAAUAUAAGGUGCCGUUGCUCAUCAAUGACCGCGUCGAUGUGGCUCUGGCCGUGGGUUGCGAGGGCGUCCACAUCGGCCAAGAUGAUAUGAGUCUGCCCACUGCCAGACGGCUCCUUGGCCCCAGCGCAAUCAUUGGCGUCACGGUCAGCACUGUGGACGAAGCGCUGCGGGCUUGUGAAGGCGGCGCUGACUAUCUGGGCAUUGGUACCGUCUACGCCACGCCGACGAAGACAAACACCAAAGAUAUCAUUGGAACUGCGGGCGUGCGCAAGAUCCUAGAGGCAAUCGAAAAAGCAGGCUAUCAAACGUCGACAGUCUGCAUUGGCGGCAUCAAUGCAUCCAACUUGCAGCGAGUCAUGUUUCAGAGCAGUGCCACCAGGAAGGCCCUUGAUGGCGUUGCGCUGGUCAGCGCUAUCAUUGCUGACCCCGAUCCUCAAGGCGCUGCAUCGAGUCUGCUUCAGCUUAUCAAGCGUCCGCCAGCCUUCAAAAGUUUCAUUUCGGAAUCCGAUUCGGCAGCCGUGCUCAACAUAGUACCGUCCGUCAUCCAACAGGUCCAUGCCAAUAAACCUAUCUCCCAUAACAUGACAAAUCUUGUAUGGAGGGAUCCCCAACUCCCUACUUUACAUGUUGUGGCUGACGCUGGACAGGUUGUGCAAAAUUUUGCCGCAAACGUGGCCCUGGCAAUUGGCGCGUCGCCCAUCAUGGCAAACUACGGUGAGGAGGCAUCUGACCUGUGCAAUCUUGGAGGAUCGCUGGUCAUCAACAUGGGCACUGUCGACCCCAAGGGGCUGGAAAACUACCUAAAGGCACUUAAGGCUUACAACCGGGCCGGCCGGCCGGUCGUGUUUGACCCUGUAGGAGCCGGGGCUACCCAAGUGCGGCGUGAAGCCCUCAAGACCAUCAUGGCUAACGGCUAUCUUGAUGUCAUCAAGGGCAACGAGGCCGAGAUCAGGACUGUACUCGGUACCAACUUGCCGCAGCAGCGAGGGGUUGACAGCACCAGCACCCUGGACGACUCGCAAAAGGCUGAAAUGGUCCGGGAACUGGCCGAUCGGGAGAAAAAUGUGGUCGUCAUGACGGGCAAGACGGAUUUUGUCAGUGACGGUACGCGUACCUUUGCCAUUGACAACGGCCACGAAUAUCUCGGCUCAGUGACUGGGACCGGCUGUACGCUGGCUACGGCCAUAUCGGCUGCAGUAACGUUACGCCACGAGGAUAGGCUGACGGCCGUCAUCGCGGCCAUUCUGCACUUUGAAAUUGCCGCCGAGCUUGCUGCCUCCAGGUCCGACGUAAGGGGGCCGGGCACCUUUGUUCCAGCCUUUUUGGACGAGCUGUCAAGCAUUCGGCAGUCCACAGUACAAAGCGACCUCAGCUGGCUCAGGAUGGCGAAGCUGCGGAAACUAGACUAG
Canariomyces notabilis is the source of this 1605-nucleotide messenger RNA. RefSeq names its product TMP-TENI-domain-containing protein. Gene Ontology annotation, cellular component: cytoplasm. NCBI's taxonomy places the organism in Eukaryota, Fungi, Ascomycota, Sordariomycetes, Sordariales, Chaetomiaceae. Gene Ontology annotation, biological process: thiamine biosynthetic process. The record is from RefSeq and is a predicted model, not a curated record. Gene Ontology annotation, molecular function: ATP binding; hydroxyethylthiazole kinase activity; thiamine-phosphate diphosphorylase activity. The transcript is spliced from 4 exons. The coding region runs from base 1 to 1605 and encodes 534 amino acids.